AUGCCUUUUUCAAACUCCCACCGAGCGUCUCUAGAUGAACUUGAAGAUGAAAAACGAGGAAAGGCUGAAAAUGUGGAGGAAUGUUCGAACAUUACGUGCAUCGACGAUAUCCAGGUGCUAGGUCUCGCUCCAGACGACGCUGAAUUUUACCGCAAUUUUGAUACGGAAAAAAAGAAGAGAGUUCUAAAGAAGGCACGGACCAUCACACCGUGCUAUAGAAAAGUUGACAUUAGACUAGUCCCGAUGCUCUCUGUGCUAUAUUUAGUUUCCCACCUCGACAGAGCUAAUAUAGGCAAUGCUAAAAUUGCUGGACUGACGGAGGACCUGGGAUUAAGUGGUAUUCAGUACAACAUUGCACUCAGUCUUUUUUUCAUCCCAUAUGUUCUUCUCGAGGUACCCAGUAAUAUCCUCCUCAAGACUUUCACCCGGCCUUCUUAUUAUCUGGGUAUCUUGAUUGUCAGUUGGGGAAUCAUUACGACCUUGACAGGUGCCGUUCAGAAUUUUGGGGGACUGCUAGCUGUACGAAUUCUGUUGGGAAUUUUUGAGGCUGGGUUCUUUCCCGGUGCGGUCUACCUUUGCUCACUGUGGUACAUGCCGAGGGAUCUCGCAACCCGUAUAUCAUUGUUUUAUUGCGCAAGUGCUUUGUCCGGUGCAUUCUCUGGUCUUCUCGCGGCAGGGAUCGCCAAAAUGGAUGGGGUUGGUGGCUAUGAGGGGUGGAGAUGGAUCUUCUUGCUCGAGGGGUUGCUAACGGUGAUUCUCGGGGUGAUGUGCUUUUUUUUCCUCAUUGACUCCCCAAGGCUAUCUGGGAAAUGGCUUGAAGUUGAUGAGAUUCGUUAUCUAGAGCUACAACACUUCAUCAAGGAAGGUGGAAAGUUCAAGGAGGAAAAGAAGAAGACUUCAUGGAAAGAAAUCCGAGCUGUGAUAAUGAACUGGCGGAUGUAUCUGUUAGCUUACAUCUUACUGUGUCAAUCUGCCUGCUCAUAUGGAACCAAAUUUACCCUCCCUACCAUCACGAAAGGAAUGGGAUUCGAAGGCACCAAUGCCCAGCUAAUGACGGUUCCUCCCUACGUUGCCGGUGCCAUAUCCGCGGUAUUCUUUUCAACUUUAUCCGACCGAUUCUACUGGCGUAUGCCCUUCGUUGUAGCCCCGCUUCUUCUGAUCAUUACUGGAUACUCUAUCAUUAUGGGUCUCAAGGGUCAACUUCAAGCUCACAUUGGGCCGGGCUUCUUCGCAAUUAUUCUGACUUGUAUGGGUAUUUAUCCAACUCAUCCUGCGACAACUUCAUGGACAAUGAAUAACCUGGCUCCUUCUAAUCGCCGUGCCAUUGGAAGCGCAUUCAACAUCUGUGUCGGCAACAUAGGAGGGAUAAUUGGCAGUUACAUGUAUCUUGAUCGCGAGGGUCCUACUUAUCCUACUGGCUUUGGGUUAUCAUUGGCUUUUGGUGGAUCAGCUCUUCUUGCAGCCUUGAUUCUCGAAGUCUCGUUCGUUUAUGCAAAUAAACGUAACGGUAUGAUGAGUGAGUCGGAGAUACGGGACAAAUAUAGCGACGAGCAGCUCCUGGAGAUGGGGGACAAGUCACCGCUUUUCAAGUAUACCCUGUGA
Messenger RNA from Penicillium antarcticum, 1602 nucleotides. RefSeq lists its product as uncharacterized. The record is from RefSeq and is a predicted model, not a curated record. The transcript has 5 exons. Gene Ontology annotation, molecular function: transmembrane transporter activity. The coding region runs from base 1 to 1602 and encodes 533 amino acids. Gene Ontology annotation, cellular component: membrane. NCBI's taxonomy places the organism in Eukaryota, Fungi, Ascomycota, Eurotiomycetes, Eurotiales, Aspergillaceae. Gene Ontology annotation, biological process: transmembrane transport.